AAUUGUGUACCUUUACGUUAUUAUAGGCUUUACACCACUAAGGUUAUAGACGAUUCUUGGAGCCAUCACUGGCACUGGGCCUGGGCGUUUGGGUUCAGGUCGGGUGAUUUGGGUUUUCGGAUGGAAAGGUACAAAAUCCGUUCGGGUUAUUUUAUACUUUGGAUCGGGUUUAGGUUUUUAAGGUUCGGGUUUGGGUUAUUUCAGAUAUAACCGAACUGUGUAACAAAUAAAUAAAAAUUCUAUAUAUAUAUCCUUGAUUUGACUUUGUGAGACUAGAAACAAUAUUGUUGAAGUUAGAAGAUUGAACAACUUAAUAUAAGAUUUAUGAUCUUUCUGAUUUGUUAUUACGUUGAGGAACACAAGUAUGUAUUCUUUUUCUUCGUGUAAUUUUUAUUAGUAUUAUCUUGAGUAGAAAAUGGUAAAGAAUCCGUCUAUUCAUAAAUCAAAAUCAAAACGACAUCAAAAUCAAACAGAAAUCAAAUCUGGAUAAUCAUGAAUGUUUAAGCUCAUGCCUGUAUAAAGAGCAAAUAGAAAACAAAUCGCAAAUCCUAUUUGUAAUCAAACAUAAAUCAAAAUCGCAAAGUAUAGUGAUUCAUACAUGUAAUUGGUCAUAAAAUGAGUUUAAGUAUACACUGAACAUAUAGGUUGAAAAAGGAGAAGACGGAAAGAUAAAUGGAAAUGGAAGAUGUAAGUUUAGGGUUAGAGAGUUAGUAAUAUAUAUAUAUAUAUAUAUAUAUAUAUAUAUUCGGGUACUUCGAUAAUUGUUUCCGGUAUCGGAUAUAACCAAUCAGGUACGGGUAUCCGGACUAGUUGAAUCCUAAACAUGUUCGGAGUUUUUUCGGUUUGGUUUUUGGUUCGGAUUUUUCGAGUUGGAUCGGAUUCGGGUUUGGUUUCGGUUAAUACCUAACUGGCACCUUCAAACACGUUAGACACUUGCUGCUGUUAGAUCUGUCCACCGCUAUAACAAUUUCCCUUACACAUUCCAACAUUUUUUUAAUAUUCUCUGUAUAAUAAAACAAUCGGAAAAUCAUAUUCAUUGUAGUUUUUUUCUUUUGUUUUCUGUGAUAUAAACGUUUUUUUUUCAUAUGGUCCAUACUUUUUUUGAAAUUAUUUAGUUACCGUAAGACUUUGGUUUUAAAAUUAAGGACGUGUUAUAUGGUCCAUAACUUUUAAUGACAGAAAAUUAUUAUUGUUGAAAUCUCCAUUGGGUACUCAAACUACUGAAAUUUAAAAGUCUCCUCUUUAAGUCACGCACAUUUGCGUUACAAUGUGACAUAAUACAUGAUGAACGUAGAGACUCCGGGCUCCGGCUAUAACGAUUCCUUACAAUGAUCAUGAAUUACAUUAUCAAGACCGAAUCUAUGUAUAGUCCAAUAAAAUAUUGAUUUUGAUCGGUAAAGUUUAUAAGAUUUUUUUUAUAUAAGUAUAGUUUUCUAAAUUAUAUAAUUUUUUUUGUUUAUAAAUUUCUUAAAAAAUGUUUCAAACCUCCAAAAAAUCUCAGAUCCGACCCUCUAAAUCAUAAUGUUUUAAAACCCAGUCUUAAAAUAAAAAUAAAAGCCUCAUUAAUCGUUACAACCCACUCCAUCUUAAUUUAUUCACUGUAUUUAUAUCUAAUCUAUUAAAAAGAAGGAAGUACAAAAUUAGAUUACCUUUAGUUUUACCACUUAUUUACAAUGAAAUACCGUUGAAAUAUUUAUUAAACUUAUAUUUAAGUAUGUUUAUCUUUUUCUAAUUUAAAUUAAGAUUUCUUUAAUCGAACCUUAACCAAAUUAGAUUUUUCAAUAGAUUACCUAAUAUAUUUUAUAUUAAUGUAUUAAAUAUUUUCCGAUAUUUAUUAGUAAUAAAUAAUAAGUGAAAACCACAUAUCAUAAUCAUUUUAUAUAAUAUAUAAAUAAAAUAUAAAGUAAGCUAUUCAUAAAUUAUUGGUAUAAUAUUUUCAUAUAUAUAACUAAUUGGACUUAUGUAUAUGAAAACAUUAUACCAAUAAUUUAUGAAACACUGUGAUAUAAUAAACGAUUAAAAUAACAAUAAUAUAAUUAUUCAAAGUAAUAAAAAAAAUUGUUAUGUUUUAAAAUGUUAUACUAACAAUUAGUUAAUACAUUUUAAUUUACAAAUAUAUAUAUUAUACCAUUUAGUACAAAACAAUUUAAAGUGAAAACAAAUAUUCAAACGGUCACAGGUCAAACUCUAAUAAUAAACAAUAAUAGCGUAUGAUAAUUUUUUUAAAAGUUUAUUUUAAUAGAAAUUAUAAUUCCAAAAUUUUAAAUUUUAUUUUAUUUAUUUAAGGGGUGCUAAAAUUUUGGAAUUUGAAAGAUUUAUGACUCAAUCAUAUACUGUUUUAGUAUGAAUAAUUGAAAUUUAUAUUAUAAUAUUUUAUUAAAAUUAAAAUUUUACUUUUUGUUUUUUUUUGGAACAAAAUUUUACUUUUUGUUAUAACUGCAUCGUUUACUUUUCAAUCUAAAUUUACGAGUAGAAUGUACAACUUUAUUUUGUGAUAUAUAUUUUUUGUGAAAAAUAAUUUAAAAUAUAUACUACAUAUUUUUAUGGAGUAAGAGCAAACAAAUAUAUGACCUUAAAAAAUUAUGAAAUUAUCUACAAAAAUGGUAGAAUAAGUAAAGAAAGAAGAAGAAUAUACAUGUUGACUAUAACAUUAUUUUGUUCAAAAAAUCAUAAACGUUUGAAAAUAUGUUAAUGUUAAGAAUAUUUACCAUUAACAAUGUAGAAAAAAACUUUUAGGUAUAUAAAAAUGAAAGCAAACAUCUACACGAUUGCGUUGGUCAAGGUCUAGUCUGUAUUAUUAAAAGAGAAGUACAAUUGUAAAAUAUCCCUUAGUUUUUAACUUAUUUACAAUGGUAUGCUACUAAAGUUAUUAAUUAACAUACUUUUUAGGAUUCUUUGUUUUUUCUUCUUUGAUUAAUGUAUUUCCAAAAUCAAAUUUUAAUAUAAUAUUAUGGCAAAAAUAAUUAAUAAACCUAGCUUUUCGUAUUCUUUAUCUUUUUCUAUUUUAUUUUUUAUAUAUAUCUUAAUAAAUAAAGUUGAGUUUUUUCUCUCAUUAGGGGGUUUUCGCCAAUUGACAUUUUUAUAUAAACGCUGUGUUUAGGUUUGGUUGGUUUCGUUUGGGCUUGCAUUUUCCAUUUUAGCCCAAGAGUUAUUAGGUUUCCUCUUUGUUGACUUGGACAUUGUAAAGGAGAACCACCGUGCCGCUUAGAUCACACCGCCUCCGGACCAUUUGUGGAACGUCUGCAGUCAUCAAUCAUCUUCCAUAUUAAACCAGUCUUUUAUGUCGUUUUCACCACACCUCCCUCUCUCAUGAAAUCGGCCUCAUCGUUCUUCCGUAUAUAUGUGUGUGUGUGUUUGGAAAUAAUGAAUUCCAUAUAUACAUUUCAUAAUUAAAUACAUACAUUAUAUGAUAAUUUUUUUACAAAUUCUAUAUAUACAUAAUAAAUAGUAUAUAACAAUUUUAUUAUACACUAUCAUAAAAUUUUGAUCAAUAAAAAUAGUAUAUACAACAAAUUUAUUAUAUAUUAUCGUAAAAUUUUGAUCCAUAAAAAAUAAAAAUAUAUUUUUUCGGAUAUACGGAUUAUAUUUUAAAUAUGGAUGAUAUUGAUGAUUUACAUGAUAACUAAAGUUACUCAAUAUAUACUAUACUAUUAUUUUGUUUAAAAAUAUCAUUUUACAUAAUUAUUUAAACGGGUAAAUUUUAAAAUAUAUAUUAUUACUUAUACAAGUAAAUAUUUAGUUAUAAAAAAGUAAAAACAAAAUAUGUGUGAGUGCGGGGGUCAUGCUCUAAUAUUUAUUAAAGUAUAAAUAUAUAACUUUCCCUCUGUGGCACUUAAAUUGGUAACAGAGUCGUACUUAUAGGCUGCUUGUUUGGAUGAAACAAUCCCCUAAACUUCUAAAACAUCAGGACUCAGGCUUCAUAUAUUCAUCAUACGUUGCAAAUAAAUAAGACGUGGUUGACAAUAAAACAUUCAUUCUCUCUGUAUUCUUCUUGAUUCAAAAUGAUGAAAACUUUCAACACAAAUUAAUCGAUUUAUGUUUCACCAUUUCCAUUACAGCAAUUCAUUUGUUGAUUUUUGUUUCCAACAGCUUCACUAAAAACAAACUAAUAAAACAUAAAGAAAAUACCCUAAAAUAUAUCUAUCACUAAAUUUUUUUAUUAAAGAUUUUGAAUUACUUUUGUGAAACACACACAUAUAUAUAUAUAUAUAUAUAUAUAUAUAUAUAUUAUUUCGAUGUCAAAAAAAAUAUAUAUAUUAUUUUUUUAAUUUUAAAAGCGCCUCGAGAUGGUUCACAUUAAAUUGUAUGAUUACUCUAUGUGUAACGCUCCGACCGUCCACGGUUAAUGGGUCAUCCACGCCGGCUCACUCGGCCCAUGGAUCCAUUCUUUUUGACGGGCGGUGCGUUAAUAAUUAUUUUUUCAAAGACUCAAAACCAUUGGUUACUGACCCUUGCAAUCACCACAUGGCUUUUCUCCGUGUUUUAGUCUCACUCUCACGGUAUCACGAAUCACUUCUCGAUAGGUCAACUAACCUUCCACUACUUCAACUCAAACACACUUAAGCCUAGAGUUCUAAACUUUGAUGAUAUAGGUAACCAGGACCGGUCCAAAUAAUAAUUGGGCCCUGUGCUGAUUUAAAAAAUGUCUAAACUCAUCCAAAUCUAUAAAGUAAAAUCCUAACUAUUUGUAUUAUACUUGCUUUUCAAUAAUUUAGGGCCCUUAAUUCUUUAAGAAAAUUGGACAAAAAAUAGUGGACCCAGUGCAAAUGCACUGCCAGCACUGAGUCAGAGCCGGUACUGUAGGUAACUAAAUCAUUUCUCUUAAAUCUUUCCAUAUAUUAUAAACCGGGAUAUUACAAUAUGACUCAUUGAUAUUGUAUGAUAAUUUAUAUAUAUAUAUAUAUAUAUAUAUAUAAAUUAAGAGAGACUGAUGACCUGCGGUAAUGAAAUUGACGAAGAAUAGACCGAGAAGAAUAGUUAACGAUGGCAAGAAAUGAAGAUACAUGACCUGGUUAGAAGAGGUUUUACCUAAUGGUUAUUAAGAGAUUAGUCAGAAAUAUUUUGGUGUUAUCAUAGCCAGAUCUAAGAUUAUGAGGCAUAAAUAGAGUCUUCAUUUUUUUCCUUGACAAUUUGAAAACUAUACAAUCUAUAUAUAAUAGUUCUUUAAUUUUCGGAAGACAAAAUGGAUGUUUCAUCAUGAUGUAAUUAGAACCGGCUCUGGUAUAUUGUGUUGGUCUUUUAACAUACAUACUAGAUUCUGAUCCGCCCUUUAAAAGGGCGGGUAUAUUUUUUAUUUAAAAUUACAUAAUUUAUCAAUUUAUUAUUUGAGAUUUUGUAUGUAUAUUCUUAUCUCACAACAUCAUUUUAUAUUUCUUAUUCAUUUUAUAAGAAUUAAAUUUGUUGAAUUGAUGAGACAUAAGAUUUACUCGGUAUAUUUUAGACUAAAUCAAUAAUAUAUAUUUGCAGGGGUUUUCAUAGUUUUUACCAAUGUUUUUGUAUUCGAUCUAGACCCGCGGUCGAACCGGUAAAUUCGAUGAUCCGUAUAUAGUAUGGUUCAGAUUUAGUUAAAAUUCAAUAUUUAAAAACCAGAUAAAUCCGUAAAAAUCAUAAAGUCUGUUACUAACUUGCAAUGCGACAUUGGUGGACUGGAUAAAAAUCCAUAUAAAUCUGAUUAUAUUUGUUUUAAAAUGAUUCAACUUUUGAUAUAUUUUUAAUGCUACAUAAUUUGAAUAAACUAUAUGAUUUGUGAUUCUUUAAAUUUUGAUAAUGCUUUUACUAUAUCGUUUAAUUUUAAUGAAGAAAAUGGUGAUCCAAACUAAAAAGUAUAUAUUGUUUUUUCUUGGCAAAAUUAUUAUAUAUAUAUAUUUUCUCAUUUUAACUGUAUCCAUUUAUAAUUCUGAUCUUUGUUUUGUUUUAUAAACAUAUUUGUGGUUUAGCUCCAUGUCCCCAUCAUUUUUUUGUAUACGUAUGUAAGUCUUUAGUAAAUCAAAUAUAAAUAGCACAUUUUUAUUAUAUUUUUGUUGGGGCCUCGAGAUUGUUUUUAACAAUUGUAACUGAUAAAAUGUAGUAUUUAUAAUUAUCAGCAAAAGAAAGAAUGAUGUUUCGUAGUUAUACGUAGUUAUAAAAUAUGGACUACGUAAUCAAAUAUGAACUACGUAUAUAUACUUUUUUUGGUAAGCUAAACUACAUAUAUUGAUGUUUCGUAGUUAUAAGAAAAACCCAAUAAUAUUAUGGUUGGAGACGCCGCAGUAUUAACUUUUAUGUGAGUGAGUAUGAUUUCAUAUUCUCUUUGUAAUCAAAUAUGAACAUGUCCAUGUUGACCUAUUGUUACAAAAAGAACCAGUUAUAUUAUGGUUGAUGUUACUAUUGAGCACGUAAACGCAUAGUUAUUAAUGUCAUAUUGGGUUUAACACAUUUAAAAAAUGCGGUUAGCUUUAUAGUUAUCAAUGUGUGUUACGGGGGUAUUAACCGUAAUAAAAGUAUAGUUAUGGGUACGUUAUUAGUUAUCCCGCAUCUUUACCAAAUUUCUGUUUUUGUUUGAUUAAAUAAAAUAUAUGGGUGCAGUUAUAAGAAAGUAGCAGCCAAUAAUUAGGUAAGAUAAGUGGUGGUUACAUCCACAAUAUAUAUGCAGUUACAUUAAAAAGCAUGUAUCAUUAAAAUUUUAAAUUGGAUUCAACUAAUAUCAAUUGGGCAUGUUCCUGUUUUAAUAGUAUUGAUAUACAUCCUACUAUAUAUUAAUUGAGAAGUCAUUUUAUUGAUUUUUGCUUACAUGUCGAUCAUAGGUGAACUCUUACAAAAUUGUUAUAAUUUGAUUGGUCGAUGAUUUUUAUUUUUUUAUUUAUUUUAAUUAGAUCUAAAAAAAAGUUAAGUCUAUAACUCAUUAAUAUCACUUGCCAAAUAUAAAAUAUUAGUUACCUUAUGGUAACUCUUAAAUAUAAAAAAAUAAUCAAUUUAUUUCUCUUUCUAUAAUUUCAACAAUUAGUUACCAUAAGGUAAAUAUAAUUUCAACAAUUAGUUACCAUAAAUUAUUAUUCGUAAUAUUAUUUAAAAGUAAGACAAAUUGUUAUGUAAUAUAAUUUCAACAAUUAGUCAACUAUGAUCGACACAUAAGCAAAAUUCACUAAAGUGUUCAAAAUACAGAAUUAUGUAACUAACUGUUGAAAUUAUUACAAAUAAUGAUUUAUGGUAACUAAUUGUGGAAAUUAUAGAAAGAGAAAUAAAUUGAUGAUUUUUUAUAUUUAAAAAUACAUAAAAUAAUAAACGACAAAGCAUUUAUAUAAAUCAAUAUAAUGGUUAAUAUUCCUAUUUAAUGCAUUAUAUUUUAUAUAAAUUAUCAUAAUAUAAAAAUGAUCAAUUUAUUUCUCUUUCUAUAAUUUCAACAAUUAGUUACCAUAAGGUAACUAUAAUUUCAAAAAUUAGUUACAUAAAUCAUUAUUUAUAAUAUUAUUAUGUAAUAUUAUUUAAAAGUAAGAAAAAUUGUUAGUAAAAUUUCAGCAAUUAGUCACCUAUGAUCGACACGUAAACAAAAUUCACUAAAGUGUUCAAAAUACAGACAUAUGUAACUAAUUAUUACAAAUAAUGAUUUAUGGUAACUAAUUGUUGAAAGUUAUAGAAAGAGAAAUAAAUUGAUGAUUUUUUAUAUUUAAAAUACAUAAAAUAAUAAACGACAAAUCGUUUAUAUAAAUCAAAAUAAUGAUUUUAUAUCUAUGACUUCUGUGUUUGGCAUUCCUUAUGGUGGUCUUGUUAUGAGUGGAGGGCUGCUUGGUUUUGCGUUUUCACGGAACCUUACAAGUUUAAGUACUGGGGUUCUCUAUGGUGGUGCCCUUCUAGCUCUUAGUACAUUGAGCAUGAAGAUUUGGCGACAGGGAAAAUCUAGUUUCCCUUACAUACUAGGUCAAGCAGUGCUUUCAGCUGUUGUCUUCUGGAAGAACUUCACAACUUAUUCUAUGGUAUUUCGUUAUCUUUGUGACUAUGCUGCUGAUUGUUUAGCUCUUUGCUUGCUUGCUUGUCUUCAACUUCUUAACGUUCUACUUAUGCAGACUAAGAAGCUGUUUCCUGCUGGACUUUUUGCUGUGGUUAGUGCUGCCAUGUUGUGUUUCUAUUCGUAUGUGGUGCUCUCUGGAGGAAACCCACCUCCAAAGAAACUGAAACCAUCUGCUAGUCCUUCAUACCGAAGAAACUUCCAUAAGUUAUAGAUUUAAAUUGAAAUAGAGAUCUCUUUUUUAACGACUCUGAUGUGUUGGAUUCAUGGUGUAAUUUUAUAAUUUUCAGAGGUAACACUUGUGACAUGUUCUUUCCGGUGA
This is a messenger RNA of Brassica rapa (field mustard), 8303 nucleotides long. Its product is annotated as protein FATTY ACID EXPORT 1, chloroplastic. The record is from RefSeq and is a predicted model, not a curated record. Gene Ontology annotation, biological process: fatty acid transport. Gene Ontology annotation, cellular component: chloroplast inner membrane. NCBI's taxonomy places the organism in Eukaryota, Viridiplantae, Streptophyta, Magnoliopsida, Brassicales, Brassicaceae. Gene Ontology annotation, molecular function: fatty acid transmembrane transporter activity.